Molecule: messenger RNA, 1262 nt
Organism: Quercus robur (English oak)
Lineage: Eukaryota; Viridiplantae; Streptophyta; Magnoliopsida; Fagales; Fagaceae
Product: 26.5 kDa heat shock protein, mitochondrial
Exons: 2
Coding region: 301-1026 (241 amino acids)
Biological process (GO): response to heat
Source: RefSeq, a predicted model, not a curated record
CUCUUCCUACCGUAUUCAUCAAAAGUGUAGUAUGUUUGAGAAAGACCAAGAACCAUCUCUCUCUCAUGUCAUGCUUUCGUAUGUGUCAUCACCACCUCCCAGAACCUCUUGGAGACUUCUCCAACUGUCCUAACCAAAGCAUCCAAGACACCCACUGCCCUCUUUAAAUUCUCUUGCUAAUCUCUUUCUCCAUCAACACCAGAGGGAAAAAAAGAAACAAACAACAGGCCUGCAGAUAUCUUUUUUACAAUUCUCACCAAGACUCCUAACUCUUAGGAAUUAAGCACAAAGCUCACCAAAAUGGCUUUGGCUCGUUUGGCUUUGAAGAAUUUGCAACAAAGAGUGUUGGCUUCCCCUUCUUGUGCUUAUUCUUUGCUGGGUGAAGGUAUUUGUGAGAGAAGUGCUGGUGGGGUGCAAAGGCAGAGGUGGGGAAAUGAGAUUGUUAGGAGGUUUACUACAACAGCUAGUGAUAAGGUAGCUGGUGAGAAGACUUCAGAUGGCAAAGAUGUUGCUGUUUCUGAAGCUAAGAAAAAGUCCAAGUUGUUCCCAAGGAAACAACGCAGGAGGUGGCUUUGGAAAAACGACGACCCUAACUUUGUUCCUGCCCUUUAUGAAUUCUUUCCCUCGGGGCUUGGAAAUGCACUCAUGCAAGCAACCGAUAACAUAAACAAACUGUUUGAGAACCUAAACAUAACACCUUGGAGCCUCAGUCGUCUCAUAAAAGUGAAGGACGAUUACUACAAGUUGCAGUAUGAGGUGCCCGGGCUUGCCAAAGAAGACUUGAAGAUCACUGUUGAUGAUGGGGUUCUGAGAAUAAAGGGAGAGCACAAAGAAGAGAAGGAAGAAGACUCAGACGAUGAGUAUUGGUCAUCUAGGAGCUAUGGCUACUAUAAUACUAGUGUAUUCCUACCCGAGGAUGCCAAAGUUGAUGAGAUUAAGGCAGAGUUGAAAGAUGGGGUGCUUUCUAUUACUAUUCCGAGAGCUGAGAUGCCAAAGAAGGAAGUGAAGGAAAUAAAUGUACAUUGAUGGCCAGGAGGGCUAAGUUUGAGCCUUUGUUGUGUAUUUGUGAAUGUGGACUAAAAAGGGUGCGUGCCUUGUGAACAAUCUUGUGUGUUUUUGUUCAUGACAAUAAGAUCUUUGUGACUUUUCAAACUGCACUACUACUGUUUUCUUGAUGUGCUUGUUGAAUUGUAAAAUGGUAGUAUGAUAAUUGGAGGGUUUGAACUUUAUGACUGAAUGCAAGUUUUGUGCUCCUUACCCAA